UCAGCAUUGCCAACGUGGAAAGCCUGUCACCAAACCAGGAAGUCAACCGUAGUGUUGAUCUGUUGAGUUCAACACCAGAACUGAGAACAUAAGAAAACCAACUCCUCGGCCUUUUUUCAAGGAAGCUCAAUGACGGGACUGGGCAAAAUUUCUUUGCCUUAGCCUUCUCCUUUCGUCUCAGAUAUUGGGAAGGUUUUAGUCACUGGAGUCGGUGAAGCACAUACGCGCACCUACUUCAUAAAAAGAUGGUGGACACCCCACUGGCUCAAGUUGGCAAGAAUUUGACUGAAGCCAUGAGGAUCUUGGGAGAUGGACAACAGGUGCUGGAGGAAAGAACCGAGGGCUCGCUCUUCAGUAGGACCAGCAUACCUGGCCCAUUGCAGGCAGACGGUCAGGAUGUUGCCACCAUACUACGCCUUGUUCACAGCCUAAUUCAUGAAGAAGAAGAAGAGGGAGAUAAAAAUCCAAAGCCACACAGGAUGCAGAAUGUUGGUGAACAGGGUCACAUGGCACUACUGGGUCAUAGUCUGGCAGCAUACAUCUCUGUGCUGAAAAGAGAGCGACUGCGGAAGCUAACCACUCGAAUCAUGUCUGAUACUACAUUGUGGCUUUGCAGACUGUUCAGAUAUGAGAAUGGUUCCGCAUACUUCCAUGAAGAUGACAGAGAAGGUGUGGUCAAAGUAUUUCGACUGGUCAUCAAUGCCAACUAUGACGAUUAUGCUUCUGAGGGCUAUGCUGUCCUCACCUCAAAGCAGCCAGUUAUCUACCAGAGUGCAUCAGGCAGACCUGAGCUGGGACCGCAUCUGUGCAACCAGCUUGGCCUGCCUCUCUCCAGUUUGUGCACAGUCCCAUGCAACACCCUCUUUGGAUCACAGCAUCAAAUGGAUAUUGCGCUGUUGGAGAAUCUAGUUAAAGAAGACAUAGAAAGCGGAAAGCUUCCUUUAUUGUUAAUCGCUAAUGCAGGUACUCCUGGGGCGGGUCAUACUGAUAAGUUGGGGCGCCUUAGGGACUUGUGUGAUCAGUACAAAAUGUGGCUUCAUGUGGAGGGAGUAAACCUGGCGACACUGGUGCUGGGUGAGGCCACAUCUGCAGUUAUGGCAGCAACCAGAAGUGACAGUAUGACGCUCACGCCAGGUUCUUGGUUGGGACUGCCUGCUGUAACUGCUGUCACUCUCUAUAGACACGAAGACCCAGCACUGUCUCUGGCUGCUGGUCUGACGUCAAGUCAGCCUGUAGAGAAGCUGCGAGCAUUACCCCUUUGGUUGUCUUUGCAGCACCUUGGCAACAGUGGCAUCAUCCAAAAAAUAAGACAUGCCACCCUGCUGAGUCAACAAUUGCUACAGCAGCUCAAAACCAUGAGCUCCAUCAAAACAUCGGUGGAAGAUGAAAUCAACUCUCCUGUGGUGCUGCUCAAAUUUUCUCACAAAAUGAAUGAAGUAUCCAGCAGUGGAUCAGUGGACGCUUACUGUGCUGGGGAGAAGGAUUUACUUGAUGUCUUCAAUAGAUGGCUUGGCGAUCAGCUCGCUCAGAUGGUUCCUGCCAGCGGUGUUGAUGUUGUGGAGCUUGAAGACGAAGGCACCUGGGUCCGUUUCAAUCCGCUCCUGACAGCUUCAGAUUUGGAGACUCAAUCUGAAGAUGUUGACAACUUGGUUAAGAAAUUGUUAGAGUUGAUGCCUUUGAUGACCUCCACAAUGUCCUUCAGACAAGACUUUAAAGAGGAGCUUCGCAAGCACUCACCCUACCUCAGAUACAUAGAAGAACUCAGCUGGCCAGGCCUAGGAGCUGUCCGAUUCGAGCCUCAAGUGGAGGGAAUUGAUGAUAGCAGGAGAGAAAAGGAAAUUAAGAAAAUAAACACUGAACUGCUGAAGAAACUACAAGAGCUAGACACUGACAUUAUCUUCACUGGUCUGGAGUUUGGCAGCGAGAAGGACUGCAUCUUUAUAAGCAUGGUAGCUGAUGACGUUGAUGUUUCAGAGCUAGUCGAAACGAUAGCAGCGCUGGGGCGCGACAUUGAGGAGAAUGGAAGGCUACUGGAGAACAUGACAGAAGUGGUGAGAAAAGGCAUUCGAGAGGCAGAGCUGGAACUACUUAAAGCCAAUGAUGAGCGACUCAUGGAGGAGGGCAUGCUGAGACAACUACCUUUGGUUGGCUCUGUUUUAAACUGGUUUUCUCCUGUUGAAACCUCAAUUAAAGGGAGGACAUUCAACCUGGCAGCAGGGUCCUUGGACUCAACAGAGGUGACAUACUCCACCAAAGCCCAGGCAGGCAGACCGGCCUUGAAAGACUCUCCCAUCUUGUCAUCCGAGAGACUGCAAGGCCAGAAGUUGUUUCGGCGCUCGGGUGCAGCAUCUGAGUCCUUCAGUGAAUACAGCUCAAUUGGACAGUCUGAGGAGUCAAUCGGCAUUCACCCAUCCAUCACCAUAAAUGUAACAGAGGAGGACUCUGUAUGUCAACUCAAUCCAAAAGAAAAACAGGAUUCUGGUCUGGAAAAUCAGUAUGAGCAGGUGAAAGAUGAAGCAUUCUUGGAAGAGCGGAAGCUUGAAGGCCAAGAGGACCAGACAGCCCCAUAAUGGUACCAGCCUAACUGAUUAACAAGACGUGUAAUACGUAAAUUAUACAUUUAACCGGUAAAGCGUGAAGUAGCUGGGUCUAAUUCUCUUUUUUUUUUAAAGAGCUUCUGUCCUAUAAGGUUAAAAUGGAAAUUGUAUCACUGUGAUGUUCUUUUCUACUCCCUCUUGCUUUACCAGUGGGUGCAUUGAAUUUAUAUUUGCAAACAAUUUUGGUUUAAUCUGUCAAGAUGAAUACAGAUGUGCAUCCAUCUGUUUAUCAAACACAUUCCAAGAAAACCACAAUGUCCCAUAACUGGUGAGCUACUGUUUGUAUAUCCAUCCAUCCUUCCAUCGAGCAAUUUAUCACUCCAUCCAUAUUCUAUUCUGUUUAUCCACCCUAGAUUGGUUGCCAUUCAGUCAAAGAAAACAUAAAGAACUUUUCACAUUUACGUUA
This is a messenger RNA of Corythoichthys intestinalis (scribbled pipefish), 3003 nucleotides long. RefSeq names its product pyridoxal-dependent decarboxylase domain containing 1 (gene pdxdc1). Gene Ontology annotation, molecular function: pyridoxal phosphate binding; carbon-carbon lyase activity. The transcript has 23 exons. Gene Ontology annotation, cellular component: intracellular membrane-bounded organelle. Lineage: Eukaryota; Metazoa; Chordata; Actinopteri; Syngnathiformes; Syngnathidae. The record is from RefSeq and is a predicted model, not a curated record. Gene Ontology annotation, biological process: carboxylic acid metabolic process. Bases 246 to 2570 code for a protein of 774 amino acids.